AUGGGUGGUAGAUUUAGUUCUUCUUGCACUCAACCAUCCGCGGCGGCGGCUCCCUCAGGGCGGGCAGCCGGUGCGUCGCCCGCAGCUCUGGCGGUGAAGUUCGGAGAGCGGCAGCGCUCGCCCCACUGUCUUUUGGUGAAGGAGCACCAGGUGCGGGAAGGGGCCGGCACCGCGCCCCCGCCUCGCCGCACCCUCUUCGUUCUCAACGUCCCCCCGUACUGCGGCCCGGACUCUCUGUCUAGGCUGUUCUCCCGCUGCGGGCACGUCCAGGCUGUGGACGUAUGUGAGAAACCAGGGCCAGGAGAGAAAAAAGAAAAACUCACGUCCAAAUUCUUCAACCACAAAACUGCAACGGGAUUUCAAGUGGCGUAUGUGGUGUUCAGGAAACCAUCUGGUGUCCAGGCAGCCAAGGCCCUGUCACAGGAAGGUCCCUUGCUGAUAUCAACAGAGAGUCACCCUGUGAAAACCGGCAUUAGCAAGUGGAUCGCCAACUAUGCGGCCUCAGUCGUGGAUCAGGAGGAGCUGAAGGCUGAGGUGGAUGCCUACAUGCAAGACUAUGACAAAAAGAUAGCAGAGGAAGAAGCCAAAGCGGCCGAGGAGGAGGGCGUUCCAGAUGAGGAGGGCUGGGUGAAGGUAACGCGGAAGGGACGGAAGCCUGGCCUACCCCGAACAGAGGCUGCCAACCUGCGGGUGCUGGAGAGGGAGAAGCAGAAGAGGGCCCGCAAAGAGCUGCUCAACUUCUAUGCCUGGCAGCAUCGCGAGACCAAGAGGGAGCACAUCGCCCAGUUGAGGAAGAAAUUUGAGGAGGACAAGCAGAGGAUUGCGCUGAUGCGAGCCCAGCGCAAGUUUCGGCCGUACUAAGCUGUGCUGAGCUAUUCCUCAGAUGCCUGUG
Molecule: messenger RNA, 892 nt
Organism: Nipponia nippon (crested ibis)
Lineage: Eukaryota; Metazoa; Chordata; Aves; Pelecaniformes; Threskiornithidae
Source: RefSeq, a predicted model, not a curated record